Molecule: messenger RNA, 983 nt
Organism: Cyprinus carpio (common carp)
Lineage: Eukaryota; Metazoa; Chordata; Actinopteri; Cypriniformes; Cyprinidae
Source: RefSeq, a predicted model, not a curated record
UCUUUUCACGGGGGCAGUGAAGCAAUGUCUGCGGGGCGGAUCUUUGAACAGACUGAAACAUUUCAGUGAAUGCUCUCUCUGACACACGCAGUCAGUGCUUCAGCAACAUGGGGACUCUUUCUAAUCUGCUCUUUUUGCUUCUAACUGUACACUCAGUAAAUGCGCUGAAGUGUUACGUGUGUGGCUCUGCGACAACAAAUCAGGAAUGUAACAAAAGCGAACAGGACUGUCAGGCUCCUCUGGACACCUGCAUGACCACCGUAGGCACACUAGGAGGUUUUACUGCCAUUUCCAAGACAUGCUCCAAUUCAAAACUCUGCACAAGCGCUGCAGCCAUCGCCUCUGUGGACAAUAAUGGAAAUGGUGUGCAGGUGACGUGCUGUAACAGCUACCUGUGCAACUACAGCGGAGCUGCUAGUGUCACACUGCACCGAUGGCUGCUGGUCCUGCCACUGCUCCUCAUCACCCUCCUCUUCAGACAGCACACCUGAAAUGUUAAACACAUCCCAUCAUGGACUAAACGCAUCUUCAUAUUGAAAAUCCUACUGAGCUAACUUUCCCUGCUUCAUUACCUGUUUGGUCAUUUGGUUGAAAAGAAGGAUGCAGAGUCUGUUAAAUGGAUCACGUUUUCCAGACAUCCGAUCAUAUAAAGUAGUUGUAUGAAAACUUUAGAAAGGAAGAAUUGCACAAAAUGAUGGCCUGUGUAAACUAGAGAAUGAAUAUAAUCAAAUGAUAACAUAACCGUGUUGCACAUGAAUUCAGGCCCUAGACAUGUGCAUCUAUGGACAUAUUUAAUAUGGGUUUUAAAGCCUUUUUCCUCUUUUAUUUUUAAUGAAAAUAAAAAUUAUAGUUCUAACAGAUACAAUUCUAAAAUCUAAUGUCUUGAAAGCAAAAUAUUAAUGGAUUAUAAAACAAAGGUAUGUUUUAAACAUGUUGACUACCUAAUAAAAUUAUAAAAAAAACAAGAUGAUUUUCAUUUGGAA